Messenger RNA from Thamnophis elegans (Western terrestrial garter snake), 1485 nucleotides. RefSeq names its product cysteine rich protein 1 (gene CRIP1). The transcript has 5 exons. Lineage: Eukaryota; Metazoa; Chordata; Lepidosauria; Squamata; Natricidae. Gene Ontology annotation, molecular function: zinc ion binding. The coding region runs from base 1 to 318 and encodes 105 amino acids. The record is from RefSeq and is a predicted model, not a curated record. Gene Ontology annotation, biological process: regulation of gene expression; intrinsic apoptotic signaling pathway in response to DNA damage.
AUGCCCAAGUGUCCUAGUUGUCAGAAGGAGGUCUAUUUCGACCUAUCCUUUGAUAUGUGGAUUCGGUCUGGUAGCCACAGUAAUAUCUCUCCUUCCUCUCCCCCGCCCCCCAAUAUUAUCAUAGCUGAAAAAAGUCACCUCCCUUGGGAAGAUUGGCACCGGCCAUGUUUGAAGUGUGAAAAAUGCAAGAAGACCUUAAGUGCAGGUGGCCAUGCAGAGCAUGAGGGGAAACCUUAUUGCAACUACCCCUGCUAUGCUGCAUUGUUUGGACCCAAAGGAUUUGGGCGUGGAGGUGCUGAAAGCUACACUUUCAAAUAAACUUAGGUGAGUCCCACUUUUCUAUUAAUAGCGUCAUGAUUAGAGAGCUACAUGUAGCAUUGUAGAUUAAGUCUUGUUCUUUUGGUUUUGCUUAUAUGUUAUCUUUUCCUUCUAGGAGUGGAAUGAUGAAUUUUGGCUGAUUCCAGCGGAGUUCAUAAGAAUACCACACUGUGUUUUUUCACUAGAAGUGAAUAUAAUGAAGACUUCAAAAGGGGAGAGGGGGAUGAUAAUUGAAUGGAGGGUUUCCUGUUUAACAUAAGUUGAGAAAUAUAAUCAUGUGGAAACUAGGAAAGAAUAGCAUUGGGGGGCAUCAUAGGAAAGUGUGGAAAUUUUAAAAAAAUCAAAGCCUGUUUUAGAUCUUUCCUUUUAUUCUUAUUUUUCUAACUUACAAAUAAAAUCUUAAAUCAAAAGAGGCUUGCAGAUACCAAUGAUCAGAAAAUGAACAUAAACACCUGGGAAAUGCCGUAUUUACUAAUGUUCUUUAAGAAAGGAUAUCCAAAAGUGUCUUCAGAAUUAUUUUUAGUGAACUAACAUAUAACGGUGGAAAUGAAUAUUUAUUGCAUCCAGUGAAACUUUGCAUUUUGAAUUUAUAAAUUUGCAAUUCCACUGAAAUCCAUCGGGGAGCAAUUGGCUGAUUGUACAAUCAGAAACCAAAUACAUAAUUCUGCAGAACAUUGCUAUAUAUUUGUGUUAAAAGAAUUCUGAGAGAGGCUGGUUGUUCAUUUUUACUCAGAAUUAGUAAGGUGUUUAAUUUACUGUACAAUAUAUAUUAUAUAUUUACAGUGGGUACAAUUGCAGUAGAAACAAGUUUACCUGACUCUCCUUAGCAUCUUUAGCUCCUUUUGUCAAUAUAUUUUUCCAUGCCUAUACUGCAAACUAGCAAGUCUAGGCCUCUGGUAAGGCUAAUAUGGGUUUGACUUUAAUUGAAACUGAAAAGUGUGUGGCAUAGCGAUGGGAUCCAAAAUGGCCCAAAUGUCAAUUCGUCAAUUAUGAGAUUUACUGACAUUUUCAUUUUACUUAAGUUAAACCAGAUUAUAUGAAAGUAGUUGGCUCCAGUUAAGAUGAGAACCUACUGUGCUGAAUUAAAGAAACAAUUAUUUCCUAUUCAGUACAGUUUUUCUAAUUUAAACAACCAAGAAUAUUCAGUGACAGAGAUGCGCCCCAUUC